GAAAGUCGUAGGCGGAAGGAGCUGCUAGCUUGCCGCUGCUGUGGACCAAACGCUGCCCGUGAUGUCUCCGCUCCGCUCGGCCGUCCGGCUCCGUCUCAGAGGCUUUAACUUGUGAUAUCCGGUCCGCGGCUCCUGAAGCAGCUGCCGCCGCUCCGAGCCCCGCAGGGAGUCCCGCAGGAGACCCGCAGGACCCGCCGGCUGCCGGGUGUUAGCCUGCGGAUGCUAACGCUAGCUAUGCUAAAGCCCCGGGCAGCACCGAGAGACUCACCGACAGCAGGAGCCGCUCGUCUGGCGUGAGCCGCAGCUCUUCUCCGGUGGUUUUGUUUUCUAUUUUUAUAGUUUAAAGUGUUCGCUCGACAUGUGGAAGAUCACUUUCCAGGCGCUCUUCGUGUUGGUGCUGGCGUGGUUCUUCGGGAACUUUGUUUUGGGCUGGUUUCAGCAGAGCCCCGUGAAGCCCCGCACGGCGAGCCGAGCGGCGGCGGACGGCCCGGACCAGAGCUGCUUCUGUCACCUGACCGGCGUGCUGGAUGACUGCUUCUGCGACAUCGAGAGCAUCGACGUCUUCAACAACUUCAAGAUUUACCCGAGCAUCAAGAAGCUGACGGAGAGAGACUACUUCAGAUACUACAGGGUGAACCUGAAGAGACCGUGUCCCUUCUGGCCGGACGACGGCCACUGCUCCAUCAGAGACUGCCAUGUGGAGCCCUGCCCGGAGAGCAAGAUCCCGGUGGGAAUCAAAUCUGGGAACUACAACAAGUAUUCCCAGGCAGCGAACUCGGUGUCUGGCCUGAGUGACUGUGAGCAGGCGAAGGAGCUGGGAGCCAUCAACAGCACCCUGAGUAACCAGAGCAAAGAGGCGUUCGCUGACUGGGCCCGGCACGACGACGCGCAGGAUCACUUCUGUGAGCUGGACGAUGAAACGUCUCCAGACGCCGAGUACGUGGAUCUGCUGCUGAACCCGGAGCGAUACACCGGCUACAAGGGCCCUUCAGCCUGGAGAGUCUGGAACAGCAUCUACGAGGAGAACUGCUUCAAGCCCAGGUCGGUGUACCGACCCCUGAACCCGCUGGCUCCGAGCAGAGGAGACGAUGAUGGGGAGGGUUUCUACAACUGGCUUGAAGGCUUGUGUUUGGAGAAGAGAGUUUUCUACCGGCUCAUCUCCGGCCUCCACAGCAGCAUCAACAUCCACCUGUGUGCCGAGUACCUGCUGGACGAGGGGUGGGGCAAGCCGGUGUGGGGUCCCAACAUCCAGGAGUUCCGGCAGCGCUUCGACCCGGCCGAGACGAAGGGCGAGGGCACGCGGCGCCUGAAGAACCUCUACUUCCUGUACCUGAUCGAGCUGCGGGCGCUGUCCAAGGUGGCGCCGUACUUCGAGCGCGCCUUCGUCAACCUGUACACGGGAAACGCCCAGGAGGACGGCGCCACCAAGGAGCUGCUGCUGCAGGUCUUCAACGAGACCAAGGCGUUCCCCAUGCACUUUGACGAGAAGUCCAUGUUCGCCGGCAACAAGAUGGAAGCCAAAACUCUGAAGGAGGAAUUUCGGCUGCAUUUUAAAAACAUCUCUCGGAUCAUGGACUGUGUGGGCUGCAGCAAGUGUCGCCUCUGGGGAAAACUACAGACGCAGGGCCUCGGCACGGCUCUGAAGAUCCUCUUCUCUGAGAAGGAGAUCAAGAACCUUCCAGAGCACAGCCCGUCCAAAGGCUUCCAGCUGACCCGGCAGGAGAUCGUGGCCUUGCUCAACGGCUUCGGCAGGUUGUCCACCAGUAUACACCAGCUGCACAGUUUCCGCUCCCUGUUGAAGCAGAAGAGGUAACAGACCAGCAGGUGGCGCCAGCCCACAGGGAACUGCAGUCGUCUUAUCUUUGCCCAGAAUAAGGCCUUUAUCAGGGACGUCAGGAUCAACACUGAAGCCCAACACACACACACACACACACACACACACACACACACAGCCUCACGUCCCCCCUGCAACAUCCUCUUACUUUUUUUUGUUUUGGGAACACCGAGGUCUCAGAUCUUGAACAGUAACUUACAGGCUUCGUCUCGCCCUGAAACUUUGUCCUUUCCAUCCUCACAGUGACAAAAAACAAAACUUUUCUUUUAUUUCAGCAUUUUUCCCCUCAGUCUUUUUGUUUUUGGGUCUGGAAAAAUAAUUCCAAGUUGAGGAAACGUGGGGGAGGGGAGGUGAACCUGAAACCCACAGAUCCCUGAUGCAGAGGAGAGACUGGGGGGAGUCAGACACGUCGUGUGUGUGACGUGAACGAGACGGGACGUCUUGUUGGAUCUCCUCUGUCUGACUGUUUGACGCCUGUUUGCUCUGCCCUCGACCGACUGGCUUCUCUGUGGGUUUUUAUACUGGAGAGAGAGCCUGAACUGGUCUGAUCCCACAGCCGAGGCCCAGCAGCACGGAGCCAACAGCCUGCUCCUCCAGGAGGGACUCGGACGUCUGUGAUGAAGUGUGUGUGUGUGUGUGUGUGUGUGUGUGUGUGUGGGGAUGAAGCACGCAGGACUCUGCUGCGUCUCUGUUUUCUUUCCUUCCCACCCUCUGCUCUCCUCUGCAGAGAGGAGACGACGAUGAUGAUGAUGAUGAUGAUGAUGAUGAUGAUGAUGCUCCACGCCUGAGGAUCUGGACCAAUCUGCUUCUGUGUAACCAUCUCAGGCCUCACCUGUGUCUGUCAGCUCGAUGCGCUGUGUGUGUGUGUGUGUGUGUGUGUGUGUGUGUGAGUUUGCCUCCAGCCACGAGCAGCUACAUUUUUUUUUUUCCGUGUUUCUUUAGCAAGUCACCAGCCAUCACCUGGAGUCGAGUUUUAUUCUUAACGAGGGCUAAAAUUAAUGAUUCUCCUCAUUGUCGAUCAUCCUCUGGUUAUUUUUUAUAAGAAUAAUAUUAACAACAACAACAACAACAGAAAUAACCCAAACUCUGAAGGGACGUGAUCAGAGCCAAAGUGAUGAUGAUGAUAAUUAUUUCCAUUUUAUAAAGAUAUGAGCAGAGAAAAGGAAGAAAGCUGGAAUCAGAUGAUGUUUGGCAUUUAUACUCGAUAAAUCUCUAAAAUACUUCAUCCGUUAUUAGAAUUAUGAACGAUUAAUUUUCUGUCUAUUAGCCGGUAAAACUCCCAAAGACUCUGGUGAAUUUAGUGACUUCCACUGUAAAAGAGAAGAAAAUGCUCACCUUUUUAUUUGACCUUUAUUUCAGUAUUAUUGUUAUUAUUAUUAUUAUUGUUAUGAGUUGUAAUAUUGUUUUUGUUUUGUUUUGUUUUGUUUUUUUGUUUUGUUUUUUUGAGAGGUGCAGCCCAGUGAAGCUGGAGCUCACUGGACAAAAAAAAAUAUAUUAAGACUUUUUACCUGCUGAUGUGGCUGGUGGACAAACAUGUUUCUACUGUGUGUGUGUGUGUGUGUGUGUGUGUGUGUGUGUGUGUGCUUAAGCGUGUGUGUGUGUGUGUGUGUGUGUGUGUGUGUGUGUGUGUGUGUGUGUAGAUAAUCAGCAGUUGCAGCUCUUGUAUAGUGGACUGAGUGAUUCUCUGAUACCUGUCAGGCGGCUCUGCCUGUUCAGCUGCUGCCGUGUGUCUCCGGUUCGUCUCAGAGCUGCUGGUUAAAUCCAGGAGGCGUCGGGCUCCCGCCUAAUUAAUUAAUUAAUUAAUUAAUUAAUUAAUUGAUUAACGCCCCGUGGUGCUGCUUCAGUUCUGUACGUGGUGAGAAUUGACUUGGAGACGCAGGUAUGGGAGUAGUUUUCCUCAUUUGUGAGGCGCAGCAGCGUUCGCUCACAAAGAGACCAUCCUGGGUUUGAAGGAAGUGCCUCUGAGCAAGGCAGUGCACCUCUCGGGGGGUUCUUGAUUUCAACAGGAGUGCUCUCUGGGACAGGCCGUGUCCACACCAAGCCGUGUAAAUAUACAAACUGCAUCUUUUAUUUUGCCAUUUUCCAUCUUUCCAUGUUAAAUCAGAUCAGAUCACAGAGAGCAGAUGAUCAGUGACAGACUGUGGAACCUUUCACAAUAAAAGCUCAGUUUGCAAAGACGAGAAGAGGAACCUGCUUCUACUUUUAGUCAUUUUCCAAAUUUCACAAUAAAAGCUCAGCCAAAGCAAAGAUGAGAAGAGGAGCCUGCUUCUACUUUUGUUGGUCCUACUUUUAGUCAUUUUCCAAAUUUCACAAUAAAAGCUGCGCCAUAGAAAAACUGCAGCGAGGACCGUUUAGACUCAACUGGCAAAAAAAAAAAAAAAAAAGUGGAAUAAGUGUGGACAAAGAGAACCAUGUGGACUCAACCAUCACAUUACAUGCUUACUCCACAUGUGUCGGUUGAGUCUACAGGGUCCUCGCUUCAGUUUUAGCGUAAUGCCCCUUUAAAAGCGUGUCGCGUGCAGCGUGUUGGCGAGCUUUUGGGAAACUUUUGGACUGACCCGGCUCGGUGUGGACAUGACAGGCCGAGACGUGUGUGUGUGUGUGUGUGUGUGUGUGUGUGUGUGUGUGGUGAAUCUGGGCAUGGAUCAGCCUCUUUAAUAACGGCCAGUGUUGCGGUCUAACCUGACAAACACGCAACGUGAAACAAGCAGUUAAAAAAAUAAAAGCUCGGCCGUGUGAAGGAUUUCCAAGGCAGUUUUCAGUUUUCAGUUUUAAUUUUUACCCUCCGUUGCUAAUUCUUGUCCAGGAGGUUUUGUUAGACGUAAGCGGACCAAAGAGUUUUACUGGCUGCAGUUUAUUUUUUUUGUUUGUUUGUUUGUUUGUUCCUUAAGCCCCUCCUGUUAUCCUCUUAUCUUUUAUUAUGAUAAUUAUUGUUUGACCGUAUAAAAGCGUCGAGUCAUGUUGCUGCUGAGCGCUCGGUCGGCGUGGCGUUCUGCAGACGGCCUGAGCGUCUUCACAGGUGUAGAGAUGAGGGUCAGGCUUUGAAUUUGCUUUGAUUUUGGUGUUUUAAUUGAAAAAAAACAAACAAAAAAAAAAAAAACAGGAUAUAUCGACUCGUCAGUUUGAUCCCGUCAGUGUGACGGAGGUGAGGAGGCUUUGUUGGGAAAUAUUCUUGUGUUCAGUCUCUCCGGUUGUGCAGAUCAGGAGCGUGGAGUCGCCGGGUGUUUGUAGAUGUGAUGAUGUCACGGCUCUUCACUUGUGUGUGUGUGUGUGUGUGUGUGUGUGUGUGUGUGUGUGUGUGUGUGUAUAAUCUCCUCGUUAGCCACAGCACUGGAUUUGUGUCUCUCCAUUCACUUCCACAGCAAAAUAACACUUUCAGCACAUAAACCAACACCAGUGAAGAAGAUUAUUAAAAAAUAUAAACAACAACAAGACCCGGUACCCACUUUUUUCUGGGUGAUCUCGAUGAUCUGGGAAAGAAAAUUUAAAUUUACUGCAGAAGUGUCCUGCCGGAUCUAAUUUCCAAGUGAAAUAAGAAAAAAAAUCCUCUUUGUUGGUGUUUCUGUGCUCAAAGUGUUUCUGCUGUGGAAGUGAAUGCAGAGCAGCUAAUGAGGAGAUUUCACCUCCAUGUGGGCUCACAUCACACCCAGGAGACACACACACACACACACACACACACACACACACACUACAACCAAGGACAAGUUUUGCUCUAAAGGUUUCCGGCAUCUGCUACCCGCAGCCUUAAUCCAGACAACGUGUGUGUAAUCCCUCAGAGGGGCGAACAAAUCCGAGCUGAAGGGACGCGACACAGACGGACGGAGCUGAGGAGUGACGCCUCUCUCCGCCUCAGAGAGCGUCUCUGCAGCUUCUCACCGAGGAAGACAGUCGAGUUAGUUGUCUGGGUGUUUGGUAGUGAGGGGACGUGUGUGUGUGUGUGUGUGUGUGUGAGGAUGGAAGAAACUGUGUGUGAGAGGAACAGUGUGUGUGUGUGGGGUGAAACGUGUGGAAUUGAAAGUGUGUGUGCGGGAGAUAAAAAGCCUGUUUGAAAUCAAGAUGAUGUGCAUCAUGAGAUAGGAAGUGUGUGUGUGUUCGCGUACGUGAAAUAGUGUGUGUGUGUAUGUGAGACAAAGUGUGUUCUUGUAUGAGAUAGAAAGUAAGUGUGUGUCCGUGUGCUUGGGCGUGUGAGAAAGAAAAUGUGUGUGUGUUCAUGUAUGAGAGAGGAAGUGUGUGUUUUUCUGUGGGAGUUAGACUGCGUUAGUGCUUGCAAAAUAGUGUGUAUGUGUGCGUGUGUGGCAGAAGGUGUGUGUGUGUGUGUGUGUGUGUGUGCACGCCUGCCCUGCAUGCUGUACAGCAGCUGUUCGUCCCAUGCAAUCCACUCGUCGCCUUAAAAAAAAAAAAACCUAAAAGCUUCAGAUCGGC
Molecule: messenger RNA, 6256 nt
Organism: Myripristis murdjan (pinecone soldierfish)
Lineage: Eukaryota; Metazoa; Chordata; Actinopteri; Holocentriformes; Holocentridae
Gene: ero1b
Product: endoplasmic reticulum oxidoreductase 1 beta
Exons: 16
Coding region: 359-1813 (484 amino acids)
Biological process (GO): protein folding in endoplasmic reticulum
Cellular component (GO): endoplasmic reticulum membrane; endoplasmic reticulum
Molecular function (GO): thiol oxidase activity; protein-disulfide reductase activity; FAD binding
Source: RefSeq, a predicted model, not a curated record